This is a messenger RNA of Pygocentrus nattereri (red-bellied piranha), 1737 nucleotides long. RefSeq names its product aquaporin 7 (gene aqp7). Gene Ontology annotation, biological process: glycerol transmembrane transport; water transport. The coding region runs from base 441 to 1358 and encodes 305 amino acids. Gene Ontology annotation, molecular function: glycerol channel activity; urea transmembrane transporter activity; water channel activity. The transcript is spliced from 6 exons. Gene Ontology annotation, cellular component: plasma membrane; basolateral plasma membrane. The record is from RefSeq and is a predicted model, not a curated record. Lineage: Eukaryota; Metazoa; Chordata; Actinopteri; Characiformes; Serrasalmidae.
UUAUUAUGUAAUGGUACAGUAAUGUAAUUAUAAGGUCAUAGAAACCUCCUUAUCUGCUAAAGCUCAGAAACAGCAAAUGCAAUUUCCAGAGCCCUUAAAAUAACUGUGGCAUUGGAACAGGUGUGUCCAGAUCAGAGCCCCUAGAGACCACUGCCCUCUGCCCAUACCCAGCCCAUACUCUACCCAGAAGACUAUAGGGCUGUUAUGGGGGUGUGUAAUGGGGAGGGACGAGUAAGAGGACACCCAACACAUGCAGCCAUGUGAAAAGAUAACACAAAGGAAGCAAGAGAGCAGCAGAAAACUACGCUUUUGACACUCUACACCCUCAGUACAGCUUCCUCAAUUCGACUGACCUGCAGCAGUGGAGUGAAAUCCGCUGAAGGAAGAAGGGCAAUUGACCCAGACGGAAGCGAGAGUAGAGAGGGAAAGAACAGUUGAGCAUGCUGGAGGAAGGCAAAGCAGAAGAGCUGAGUAGGGCACAGGGACGCUUCAUGUGCUUUGUGAGGAAGAAGCAUGCUAGAGUUGGACUAGCAGAAACUCUCAGCACGUUCGUCAUGAUGGUGUUUGGACUAGGCUCUGUUGCUCAAGUAGUCACAGGAGGGGGGCUAUUUGGAGAUUAUUUAAGCAUUAAUCUGGGUUUUGGUCUGGGGGUUGCCAUGGGGGUGCACAUUGGUGGGAAAGUAUCAGGUGCUCAUAUGAACGCGGCUGUGUCGUUCACCAUGUGCGUGCUUGGGCGGCUGGGCUGGAAGAUGCUGCCACUCUAUGUAGCUGCUCAGCUUCUGGGCUCUUUUUUUGCUGCUGGAACAGUUUUUAUUCUUUACUAUGAUGCUAUAUACCACUACUGUGAGGGUAACUUCACAGUGUCUGGCCCCAAAGCGACAGCUGGGAUUUUUGCCACUUAUCCAGCACCAUAUAUACCAACACAUGCUGGAUUUCUGGACCAGGUGCUUGGCACUGCAAUGCUGUUGCUUUGUCUAACGGCUCUGGCAGACCAGAGGAACCAGCCUGCCCCAUCUGGUGGAGAGCCUGUGGCUGUGGGGGCUCUUGUACUUCUGAUUGGAGUUUCCAUGGGGAGCAACAGCGGCUAUGCCAUCAACCCCACACGAGACCUGGGGCCAAGAAUCUUUACAGCAUUUGCAGGCUGGGGAUCGGAGGUAUUCAGGGCAGGAAAUGCUUGGUGGUGGGUGCCUGUGGUAGCUCCAUUAGUGGGUGGAGUGACUGGAGCUUUGAUCUAUAAGGCAUUAGUGGAGCUGCUCCAUCCUGUUCAUACCGACAAAGAACUAGAGCACAGAGAGGGGUCAUCAGAGUGUGCUCCACUGGAUCAGUGCAAGAAAGGCACAGCAGAAGUGUGUGUGUGAAUCAUUCACACAUUAAACACACAGUGGAAACAGAAACCACACAAAAGGAGCAGCAAGAAAGAAGAAAGAAGAGAGACCAGUGGAAAAGAGGAUUUCUCACAGUGAGCCCAAUCCAGUCCUCAGUGAGCUGCCUUGGUUAUGGAUGAGAUUAAAGCAGCCACUGCCUCUUAUACAAACGUGGAUGACCCAGGAACCUGCCUGCUGAUCCACUCUGUUCUGCUGAACAGAAGAUUAUGUUCAAAAAAGGACUGGAUCACCAGUAGCCACGUCCAUUGAGAAUAAACAAUGGAAGGACUGCAGGAGUAUGUACAGUUUCAGUGAAUUAUAACUAUUAAGCUGAUUAGUAGUAAAAAAUAAAUAAAAUCAGUAAUAAAAAUAA